Pantherophis guttatus is the source of this 1618-nucleotide messenger RNA. The record is from RefSeq and is a predicted model, not a curated record. Lineage: Eukaryota; Metazoa; Chordata; Lepidosauria; Squamata; Colubridae.
GAUACAUCCCAGCCUGCCUCCCAUCCUCAGGUUACAAAAAUGAGAAGAAGAAAACCCGCCGCCGAGGGGCCUCUCCUGACCCCCUUUACACCCCGAUCCAGGAGGACUACAGCGACCCCGAGAGCCCCCAAUCCAGCCUCUCGUCUCACUACUUCCAGGGCGAAGCGGCCGUCACCGAGAGCUACUCCAUGGACGCCUUCUUCAUCAUCGACGGGCGGUCCCGCCGGCGGGCCGAGGGCCCUCGUCGCGGGGCACACCGCCACGCCUGCACGGAAUGCGGCAAGACCUACGCCACCUCCUCGAACCUCAGCCGGCACAAGCAGACGCACCGCAGCCUGGAUAGCAAGCUGGCGCGCAAGUGUCCGACGUGUAGCAAAGCGUACGUCUCCAUGCCAGCGUUGGCCAUGCACCUGCAGCACAACCUCAAACACAAGUGCGCCGUGUGCGGCAAGGCCUUCAGCCGGCCGUGGCUGCUGCAGGGACACAUGCGUUCGCACACCGGGGAGAAGCCCUUCGGCUGUUCGCACUGCGGGAAGGCCUUUGCGGACCGCUCCAACCUACGCGCACACAUGCAAACCCACUCGGCGCUCAAACACUACCGUUGCAAGCAAUGCCACAAGACUUUCGCUCUCAAAUCCUACCUCCACAAACACUACGAAUCUGCCUGCUUCAAAGGGCCGGAACACGCCUGCCCGGCGGAGAACUGACCCCGAGCUGGGGCAGGAAGAAUCCCACGCCUGCAGCCUCCUCCGGUCGUCCUGGGAUUUAUUCCCACAUCACAAAAAAAAGGAACCUUGCUGGAACCAGGAGGAUCCGUGGGAAGAAUCGCAGGACACCGCAUUUUACGGGGAACGGUCUUCAGACGGAAGGCGAGCACUGCAACCUCAGCGAAACUCUCUUCCUAAAACUCAGUAUCUGGGUUCACACAACAGGUAGAACCCAACAAAGUCAAGACGGUAGAUACACCUGCCCAACGUGCUAAGUUUGGUUUGUACUUAGCUUUGCUCAGGUCCCGUACAUGUGUAGAUGAAGCCCCAGAAGGCGAUCUGUCUCCAAACUCUCGAUUAAUUCAUGCGUUGAAGAAAUGUGCAAACCUAGACGAUGGAUGGAUUCAAACACCUGGCUUAACCAUGUUGCGUGAAUGUUAUCCGUGGCUGGAUUCGCACGACACACCCAGACCAGGCUGCAGUGGGGUUCUCGGUCCUGCUGUGCGCAGCCUGCAAACGCUGACACGGCAACCUUCAAAUUCACUCACCCAGGGAUCGGAGAGAAGAGAACGUGCAUGGACGAAUGAAUGAAUGAAGGUUGAAAGAAUGAAGAUGUUAAUUUCUACCUGGAUGAAGUUUGGGGCCGGGGGGGUACCUGGUCCAACCUGGGAGUACACCAGCUGCCUCAGCCAGGUGCGUGAAGCCAUAAGGUGAUUAGUUUGGGCCCAGCGUAAGGUGUGAAUGCAGGAAUGGCAUUGGAUAAAUCUGACGUGUUGUGUGAAUCCAGCUAUAGGAGGAGCUUUGGGAAAAGAGAUCUAAAAUGGACCACAAAGCCCAUCUGCUUCCUGACUUCCUUUUCCCCUUCCUUCAACUCAACGAAAGCAAUAAAACGCCCACUUUGCUCACAUAAA